Messenger RNA from Pedinophyceae sp. YPF-701, 2796 nucleotides. NCBI's taxonomy places the organism in Eukaryota, Viridiplantae, Chlorophyta, Pedinophyceae. The record is from the annotation of a GenBank genome assembly.
AUGCGCGUCGCUGUGAGGUCGGCCGCGGCCGCCCGCGACGCUCCCCCGGCCUCCUUCGACGCGAUGGGCCUCCCGCAGGAGUUCCAGGACGCGCUGGCGUCCAUGACGAUCGCCACGCCCACGGAGAUCCAGGCCCGCGCCUACCCCGUCGUCCUCUCGGGCUCUGACGCCAUCAUCGCGUCGCACACGGGCUCAGGGAAGACCCUGGCCUACCUCCUGCCCAUCGUCAAGGCCAUCCGCGACGCCGAGGCGGCCGGCGCGCCCCCCGCGCGGCCCAGGCGCCCCCUCGCGAUCGUGCUCGGCCCGACGCGCGAGCUCACGGACCAGAUCUUCUCCGUCGCGCGCGCCCUUGCUGCCGGCGGCGCCGCGUUCCGCUCCGGGCUCGCGAACGCGGGGCGCCCGGUGCGCGCGCAGCGCGACACGCUCGCGCGCCCGCUCGACGUCCUCGUGGGCACGCCCUCCGCGGUCAUCAAGCGCAUGGAGGCCGGGGACCUGUUCAUUGGCGACGUGCGCUGGCUGGUGCUGGACGAGGCGGACACGAUGUUCGACAGGGGGUUCGGGCCGGAGGUGGAGCGCGUGCUGGGCCCGUGCAAGUCGAAGCCCGAGGCGGCGCAGGUGGUGCUGGUGUCGGCGACGAUGACCAAGGCGGUGCGCGGCACGGUCGAGGAGCGGCUGCCGCGGGCGCGCGAGGUGGCGACGUCGUCGCUGCACCGCGCGGUGCCCGGGUCGGUGCACGAGUUCCUCGCGGUGCCGCCGGGGGGCAACAAGAUCGCGCUGCUGUCGGACGCGCUCGGGCAGGGCGCGUCGCGCGGCGAGCGCACCAUGGUGUUCUGCAACACGCUGCAGAGCGCGCGCGCGAUCGAGCACGCGCUCGCGGAGCGCGGCCUUGCGUCCGUCAACUACCACGGCGAGCUCUCGAAGCAGCAGCGCCGCGACUCCCUCGCGGCCUUCAUGGCGGACGCCGGCGACAGCGACACCGCCGCGCUCGGCGCCGACGACGUGCCGCUGCGGCGGGCGCUCGCCGCGUCCGCGGGGGGGCCGCCCGUGAUGGUGUGCAGCGACCUCGCGGCGCGCGGGCUGGACUUCCCCGCGCGCGUGGACCACGUCGUGAACUUCGACUUUCCGCUGACGCCAGUGGACUACCUGCACCGGACGGGGCGGACGGCGCGGGCGGGGUCGCGCGGGCGGGUCACGUCGCUCGUGGCGAAGCCGGACCGCGUGCUCGCGGCGCGGAUAGAGCAGGCGCUGAAGAACGGGGACCCGUUGGAUGAGCUCUCGGCGGACAGGGCCAAGCUGCCGGCGUCGGCGCGGCCGAAGCAGGAGACGCUGGAGCGGAGGAGGCGGGAGGCGGCGGCGGCGCGGCACGCGAACCGCGGGAAGCGCGGGGCGGCGCGGGAGGAGGCGGCGGGCGGUGGGGGAGCGUGCGAGGUGGUCGUGAUUGAGAAGGAGGAGAAGAUUGGCGGGAACAGCCAAAAGGCCAGCUCCGGCAUCAACUUCGUGAACCCUGGCGCAGGCGACAGCAGGGACACGUUCAUCCAGGAUACGAUCCGGUCGGGUCAGGGAAGCUGCGACGAGGCGCUCGUCGAUGUGCUCGUGGACGGCAGUGCGCCAGCGCGGAGCUUUCUCGAGAGCAUCGGCUGCCGGUUCGACGGCGUGUCGCAGCUCGGCGGGCACAGUGUGCCGCGCACGUGGUUCAACCAAGAGGGCCCCAACGUGGGCCUGUUCCUGGUGCAGCACGCCCGCGCGGCCAUCGAACAGGACGCCCGCAUCAAGGUCCGGUGCAGCACGAAGGUGGAAUCGAUCGAAGUGCGCGACGCGAAGGUCUGUGCCGUCGUGGUAUCGAGCACCGCGGGUGACCAGCCCGCCACCGAGCGCCUGCCCACACGCGCCGUCGUCAUCGCGGGGGGGGGGUUUGGCGCCAGCGCCACCCUGCUCGAGAAGUUCGCCGGAAUCGCCGGCCUCGCGACGUCGAACGGCCCGCAGGCCACGGGCGACGCCAUCGCGCUCGCGCAGGGCGCGGGGUGCCACCUGACGCGCCUCCGCGACGUGCAGGUGCAUCCAACGGGCCUCGUGGGGCCGGACGGCCCGGGCGCAGGACAGCUCUGGCUCGGUCCUGAGCGGCUGCGCGGCGCUGGGGGCGUCCUGCUCGACCCGUACGGCCGGAGAUUCUGCGACGAGCUGGGGCGCCGCGAUGUGGUGACCAACGCCAUCAAGCGGUGCUGCCGCGCGGGGCAGGGGCCGCCGGUGGCGCGGCUGCUGCUGCCACAGGCCGCGAUCGAGAGCUUCGGCCCCGCGAAGAUCAAGUUCUACUGCAGUAAGGGCAUGAUGAAGAUGGCAGGUCCUGGGGCCAGCGACAUCGCGGAGCAGCUGGGCGUGGACCCUGGGAGCUUGGCGACGAUGGCAGCGCAGUACAACUCCGCCGUCGACGCAGCCCGGGGCGACGGCGGGGGCGCCCCGGACGUGUUCGGCAAGAAGACGUUCCCCUGCAAGAUCGACUUCGACGCGCCGUGCGCGGUGAUGAUGGUGACGCCGGUGGUCCACUACUGCAUGGGGGGGGUCUCGAUCGACGCGAGCGCGAGGGCCCUGCGCCUGGACGGGUCGCGGGCCGCGCACGGGCUGUUCGCGGCGGGGGAGGCGACCGGCGGGGUGCACGGCGCGAACCGCCUCGGGGGCAAUAGUCUGCUGGAGUGCGUGGUGUUUGGGCGCGCGGCGGGGCAGGGCGCCGGGGCCGUUGCGGCGUCGUCCGCGGCCGUCCCGGAGCCGAUUGCCGCGUCAGGAGAGACUGCGUUGACUUGA